Arabidopsis thaliana (thale cress) is the source of this 216-nucleotide messenger RNA. RefSeq lists its product as uncharacterized. The record is from RefSeq and is marked reviewed. The coding region runs from base 1 to 216 and encodes 71 amino acids. The transcript has a single exon. NCBI's taxonomy places the organism in Eukaryota, Viridiplantae, Streptophyta, Magnoliopsida, Brassicales, Brassicaceae.
AUGGCUUUAGACGCCUACAUAGAUCGAACUGAACAAGGGCAAUACCGCCUAACCAAUCAUUACAGGUCUUCUAUCUAUACAUUCAACAGCUUUCUUAAGAAUACUAUGUUCGACUUCAGUAAUCUAAUCUACAACUCUGGUUCAAUGCGGAAUCUCAACGAUGGAAAGAAUCUUCAACAACAAACAAAUACCUGUCAAAAUGACAUCUCCUUGUAA